Molecule: messenger RNA, 4454 nt
Organism: Gracilinanus agilis (Agile Gracile Mouse Opossum)
Lineage: Eukaryota; Metazoa; Chordata; Mammalia; Didelphimorphia; Didelphidae
Gene: MTCL2
Product: suppressor of glucose, autophagy associated 1
Exons: 16
Coding region: 16-4380 (1454 amino acids)
Biological process (GO): insulin receptor signaling pathway; regulation of autophagy
Source: RefSeq, a predicted model, not a curated record
GAGCUCCGAGCUGAAAUGUUGGAGAUGCGAGAUGUCUACAUGGAGGAGGAUGUCUACCAGCUCCAGGAGCUCCGCCAGCAACUGGACCAAGCUAGCAAGACCUGCCGCAUCCUGCAGUACCGUCUACGCAAGGCGGAACGGCGUAGCCUCCGAGUGGCCCAGACAGGCCAGGUGGAUGGGGAGCUCAUCCAUAGUUUGGAGCAGGAUGUCAAGGUCUCCAAAGACAUCUCCGUGCGUCUGCAUAAUGAGCUGGAGGCGGUGGAAAAGAAGAGAAUCCGACUGGAGGAGGAGAACGAAGAUCUCCGCCAGAGGCUGAUCGAGGCAGAGCUGGCCAAGCAGGUGCUACAGCACGAGAUGGACAAACCUCGGGAGCAUUCCUUGAAGAAAAGAGGAACUCGUUCACUUGGAAAAACAGAAAAAAAGGCAUCAGUCCAGGAGGACAACGCAGAUUUGAAGUGUCAGUUGCAUUUUGCCAAGGAAGAGUCGGCCCUGAUGUGUAAGAAGCUGACUAAAUUAGCUAAGGAAAAUGACAGCAUGAAAGAGGAACUGGUCAAAUACAGGUCUCUGUAUGGGGACUUGGACAGCUCUUUGUCUGUGGAAGAGCUGGCUGACUCCCCUCAUUCACGAGAGGCCGAGUUGAAGGUACAUCUAAAGCUUGUCGAAGAAGAGGCCAACAUCUUGAGUCGACGGAUCGUUGAGCUUGAGGUAGAAAAUCGGGGGCUGAGAGCAGAGAUGGAAGACACCAAAGGGCAGGGGGAAAAGGACUACAUUGGCCCUGAUAUCCGAUUUGCUUUUUCUUCCACGAACUGUGGGGAGUCUGGGGAGAGCCUGGCUGAGCUGAGGAGACAUCUUCAGUUUGUGGAGGAGGAAGCGGAGCUCCUGCGAAGGUCUUCUGCUGAGCUGGAGGACCAGAACAAGCUUCUCAUGAACGAGCUGAACAAGUACAAGUCAGAACACGACCUGGAUGUCACCCUGUCUGAGGAUAGCUGCUCAGUGAUCAGCGAGCCAUCUCAGGAGGAGCUGGCCACAGCCAAGAUCCAGAUCAGCGAGCUCAGUGGGAAGGUAAAGAAGUUGCAGUAUGAGAACCGGGUCCUACUGUCCAACCUGCAGCGCUGCGACCUGGCCUCCUGUCAGACCAUGCGACCCAUGCUCGAGACGGAUGCUGAGGCUGGGGAUUCUGCCCAGUGCAUCCCCACCACCCUGUGGAGAGAACUGCCCGACACCCACCUCACUAAGCUCUUUAAAGCAAGAGACCUGGAAGCUUUGCCUGGCAUCAGGGACCAGGCUGCCCUGGUCAGCAAAGCUAUCGAUGUGUUGAUUUCAGAUGCCAAUGGCUUCAUAUCCAGCCUCAAGCUGUGCCUGGACAAUGACUGUGCAGACCUCGUGUUGAAUGAGUCCCUGGAUAACAGUGAGAGCCCCAGCGAUUCCAAACUUAUCAAUAUUAUCUUCAUGAGGCUUGGCCUCCUGCAACAGGAGCUGAACACGUUCAUGAGGAAAGUGGAUAGCAUCGGGGACUCUUUGAAAGAGUCUACAGAAACCUCUCUGCCAACCCCAGGAACCCAGGACUCCUCCAAGGAAGUUCUGGGCAAAGAACAUGGCUCUGACUUCCAGCCUCCUGACUUUAGGGACCUGCCAGACUGGGAGCCCCGGGCCAGGGAGGCCUUCUGCAGCACUAGCAGCGACCUGGACCCCAAACCCGAACUCACUCGGAGCUACAAGACUUAUCAAGCUGAAGACAAUGAAUCCUAUGCCACUGAGAUCAAAGAACUACAACUGGUACUCUCAGAAGCGCAUGAGAGCCUUCGGGGCCUUCAAGAACAGCUCUCCCAAGAAAGGCAGCUGCGCAAAGAAGAUGCAGAGAAUUUCAAUCAAAAAAUCUUCCAGCUGAAGGAAGAUCAACAGAAGACUCUCCUGCGAAGGGAAUUUGAACUGCAGAGUGUGAACCUCCAGAGAAGACUGGAGCAGAAGUUCUGGAGUCAGGAGAAGAACCUUCUGGUACAAGAAUCCCAGCAGUUCAAGCAGAACUUCCUGCUGCUUUUCAUGAAGCUUAAGUGGUUUCUCAAACGUUGGAGACAGGGCAAGAUCUUACCCAGUGAGGGAGGAGACUUUCUGGAGGUCAACAGCAUGAAAGAACUCUACCUGCUGAUGGAGGAGGAAGAGCUAAACCCCCAACAUUCUGACAAUAAGUCUUGUGUGGCGGACAUCUGGACACACAACACUCCCAAUGAGUACGUGAAGACUCUUGCUGAUAUGAAGAUCAUCCUGAAAGAACUGUGCCGAGAGCUUCGGGAGGAGCGGCGGGGCAUGAAUGAGCUCCAGCAGCAGUUUGCCAAAGCUAAGUCUGCCUGGGAAAUGGAGAAAACUGAGCUCAAGUGCCACCUGGCCCAGCUGGAGCUAAAACCAGGGAAAGGAGUGGGUGAGCGGGCCCUGCCUGACUGGAAAGCCAUCCUGAAAAGAGAAAGGGAGGAACACCAGCACCUCCUGGCCGAGUCCUACAGCGCAGUCAUGGACCUCACCAAACAGCUGCAGAUCAGUGAGAAGAACUGGGACCAGCAGAAGAUAGAGUUGCUGGAUAGGUUCAAGGAUGAGAAGCAGCAGGCUGAGCAGCAGGUUAAGGAGCUACAGAAUAAAAUAAGCCAGCUGCAGAAGGGAGCUGAUUCCUGGGCUUUGAAACACAUUGAAAUGGAGAAGCAUGACAGCAGCUGGAAAGAGACUCUCAGUGAGAAGAUACAUGACAAAGAGACCAUUUCUGAAGCUGAUGCCAAUGGAACCAACUUAAAAAGGACCAAAUCUGUUUCUUCCAUGUCUGAGUUCGAAAGUUUACUUGACUGUUCUCCUUACCUUCCGGGCAAAUCAGCCAGCAUAGUCAAUGAAACUUCCCGAAGCAAAAAGGCUUCUCCCACUGCCUCCCUGCUGCCCAAUACCUUAAUGGAUACUGCCACGGUGAACCCUGCCAGAAUUGCCUUUGUGGACAAUGAGCAGGCCAGCCCAGAAAAGGGGACCAAGGAGAAGAUGGGGCUCUCCCCUAGAGAUUGCAGCAGGAGAGGCAGCCUGGCCUACCAGGACUGUGCCCAAAAGCAGAUGCAGAGAAGCUACACAGCUCCUGACAAAACAGGCAUCCGGAUUUAUUACAGCCCACCCGUGGCUCGUCGGCUAGGGGUCCCUCUGGUCCAGAAUAAAGAGGGGAAAAUUCUCAUUGAGCCUGGCUUCCUCUUUACCAUGGCCAAGCCCAAAGAGUCAGCAGAGUCAGAAGGCUUGGCUGAGAGCACAUAUGGCCGGUGGCUGUGUAACUUUUCUAAACAUCGGGAGCUUCUGGACAGCAGCCCAGUGAGCAGCUCCGCGACUCCUGUACCCAAUUUCCCCUCUGCCCUUCAUGACUUUGAGAUGUCGGGGAAUAUGAGCGAUGAUAUGAAAGAAAUCACCAACUGUGUCCGCCAGGCUAUCCGUUCAGGCUCUCUGGAGAGGAAGGUGAAAAGCAUGUCAAGCCAGACGGUAGGGCUGACAAGUGUAGGCACCCAGACCAUCCAGACUGUGAGCAUCGGACUUCAGACUGACCUGCCUCGGGGAAGCCUGCACGGCAAGAGCUGGUCACCCCGUAGCUCUUCUCUGGUGUCUGUCCGAAGCAAACAGAUAUCAUCUUCACUGGAGAAGGUUCACUCUCGGAUUGAAAGACCUUGUUGUUCUCCCAAAUAUGGGUCACCAAAGCUUCAGAGAAGAUCUGUGUCUAAACUGGAGAGCUCUAAGGACCGAAGUCUGUGGAAUCUCCACCAAAGUAAGCAAAAUGGGUCAGCUUGGGCCAGGUCUACCACGACCCGAGACAGCCCAGUCUUAAGCAACAUUAAUGAUGGACUAUCUAGUUUGUUCAAUGUGGUAGAGCACUCUGGGAGCACCGAAUCCAUCUGGAAGCCAGGCAGCCAAGAGACCCGCCCCAAACCAGAGACUCACAAAUAUGGAAUUGUACAGGAGUUCUUUCGUAACGUAUGUGGCCGCUCACAGAGUCCCACUUCGGGAACAGAUCGGAAGGAAGUUGUUGGAGAUGAGUGUACCAAAAAGCCGGAACCUCUUUCCCCAGCAAGUUACCACCAAUCUGAGGGCAUUGCCAGGAUUUUGAGCAAGAAAACUCCCAAGCUGAGCGGUUGUGAGGAGGUCAGGCCAGCUUUACUCUCCCAGGGGGGUAAGGAUGGAACCUCUCGAGAUCCGGAUGGCAAUUUGACUGUGGCUAAUGAGGAUGCCAUGUGUGACUGCAGUGCUCAGUCACUGACUUCCUGCUUUGCUCGGCCUUCUCGAUCCAUCACCAGACACUCUCCCUCCAAAUGCCGACUACAUCCUCCUGAAAACAUCCGGGGAGGGGAAGAGAGGACAGCUUCUUCCAGCGAGUGACCAUGCUGCCAAGGGACAGAACAGAAAUGCUCCCCUUGCCCCGUCCCCUCCCUCAGCUAACAGUCAUAGUGAGA